Messenger RNA from Echinostoma caproni, 2604 nucleotides. The record is from the annotation of a GenBank genome assembly. Lineage: Eukaryota; Metazoa; Platyhelminthes; Trematoda; Plagiorchiida; Echinostomatidae.
AUGCGAGGUCAGACAUCACGAUUAGAUGGGAGCACCACAGCACUGGUCCCCAAAUUUGUCAUACUUGAUCCUCCUCUGAUUGCACGUUGGAUUCGUAUCUACCCGUAUCGGGAUAGUCCGGACUUUGUUUGCGUUCGACUUGGAGCCUAUGGAUGCCGGUUCACCGAUGACCUUGUGGAAUAUCAGAUCCCAGAAGGUAGUCUGGCGGUGUUUCCAUUCCACGCCCCCACACCAUCACAUGCAUUGCCCGUCAAAGGCACGCCGAGGCCCACCGACCGGGCUAAGAUGGCAAUUGGCAGCAGUAGCAACAACCGCAUCACUUCACCAAACAAUCACUCCGUUUUUCACGAGGCAGGCGGUGGCACUGCCUUCUCAGACGCCUGUUACGAUGGCUAUCGAGUUGAGCCCGCUGACACAUCUACACAAAAUCAUUGGUUUGUCGGAUGGUAUCGUAAUCGAUGGCGUGUAACCAAGACCACCACAAACUCGGAUGAUGUGGUUGAUAUGCUCUUUCGUUUUGCUUCAGUACGCGAUUUCAAACGAUUACGACUGUACACAUCUAACAACUAUCCAGAAAAGAUUCGCUUACCGCGUCGAAUUGAAGUGCGCUUCAGUGUUCAUGGUUCCAUGUUCUCUGGGCAGCCGGUUGUUGUCCAAGAUUUUCCGAUGAACAACCACAGCACCGAUUUGCAGACGAUUGAAAUGGAUUUAGAAGGGCGUAUCGGUCAAUUUUUACAACUAAAAGCAUUUUUUGCUGAUGAUUGGCUUCUGUUCAGUGAAAUCAAGUUCUUUAGCGUUCCCAGAGAAGUAGAAUCGACAGCUCUCCCCGUGGACUCUCUGGACUUAGCUUCGGUCCACCGUCUACCGACUGUCAUUAUUCUCGCACUACUGAUCGCUGCAUUCUUGGUGGUGAUUGGAUGUGCAUUUAUUUGGAUCUAUUGGAAACGGAAGCACUUACGUGAGGUCAAGCAUCGCCGCGCAUUGACCAUACCUCCCGAUGUACACAUGGAUCAUGCCGAUGGGAUGGUCAACGGUCGAAUCGGGAAUAUAUACCCAGUGAAUGCUCAACUUUUGAAUUCCAAUGGUACUCUGUCAAAAAAAUGCCUACAGAAGGGGUCAAACGAGUUGCGUCACCUAAUGGAACUUAAUCAAACCCCUUCCGCGCGAACCAUUUCUAAUCACAACAGCCGCCUGUCCGGUACAGCCAGCGGACCGAGUGAUGAAAUGUCCGAGAUGGAUGUUUUUAACACUACGGUGGCUGGUCUACCACAGACUGCACUAAACGCCCGACUGAGUCCAACACAUCUGAGUCUUUUAGCUUCAUUGAAACGAUCCUUGUUUGGUAUUGGGAAGUCUAAUUCUAAAUGUGUUCAGCCUCCAGGACAGUGUGGUACGACUGCUGGUUUCAGUUCAAUGCAACAGUCUUUGCCCACUGGAUCGAACAGCAUCCUAGCUUCAGGGCUAUACGAUCCGAGUGCGGUACAGCCUUACCCAAACAACGGGAAUGGCAACAACCCCCAGCACCAUAACAAUAACAGCAGCAACAAUCAUAUGGGUGUCUUUCAUGCAACCUUGUCCAAUCCCACUGGCGCAGUGUCGUUCACAGACCAGAUGCUGCAAGCUGGUGGUCCGGUUACCUCAGUCCUUUCUCUUGAACUAUCCAACCCAGGAGCAUCGGGUAUGCUCCUGAGCAGCCCAGUCUCAAAUCCCACAUUGAUGAAUGUAUCUACAACCGCUCCGACCGGUCCAGAUUUACAUUCACAUGCAUGGCGAAUGCAAACCACAGGAUCAAUGAAUCCCAUGACUGUUAAUUCGGUCGGUGCUUCUUCCCUUCUGCUCGGAUCCAUUCAACCGGAAUUGGGUUUGUAUACGACCGUCAGUGGAGAAUCGGAUGGAGAUAGCAACUGUGCCAGUACCAUGAGUCCGGAAUACGCCACAGCUGGGAAUAUCAAUGAUCAACUUAGUUACAGUAACGCUCUGUCGCAGUUGCAACAACAUCAACAACACCAACAAGCUGCUGCGGCCGCUGCUGCUGCCCUUCUGACCCUUAAUCCGGCUUGCUCAGUCACCAACCUACGUGGCCACAUGACAUAUGUGCCUCCAAGACAAGCUGGUCUGAUCAGUCCAUCUUUGACGUUCAGUGCGUUACCCACCCCGUCUACAACCAUGACCAAUCGUACCUUGGCUGAACCGAAUUCGUUAAUCUUCUCCAACCCAAGUGGUACAGUUGGUCCACAUUUGAUCUCAGCCAACCCCAUGGACCUAGCACUGGUAAAUUCGGCCCAGUUUUAUCAACCCUAUAGCACCAAUAGCCCCGUCGCAUUGAACUCGUGUGUCACAGCGAAUUAUCUGUCCGAUGGCAAGCGACAUUUUGCUCCCGUUGGAUCUACGGCCAUGUCCAUUACCAAUCCUGUCCUAUUCAGUCGUAUGUACGGAGCAUCAAUGCAGCAGCAGCAGCAAUCCCAAUCCACGCAACAGCAACAACACCAGACACAGGCAACAUGCUCAACUCAACCAACACAAACACCUCGACUGAAACGUCAGCGUGACAUUUCCGGUGAGUCCAACCUCCGUUAUCCUUUAGCCCUCAAAAUCCAUUUAUGA